Molecule: messenger RNA, 1431 nt
Organism: Chanos chanos (milkfish)
Lineage: Eukaryota; Metazoa; Chordata; Actinopteri; Gonorynchiformes; Chanidae
Gene: dkk3b
Product: dickkopf WNT signaling pathway inhibitor 3b
Exons: 7
Coding region: 28-879 (283 amino acids)
Biological process (GO): multicellular organism development; negative regulation of canonical Wnt signaling pathway
Cellular component (GO): extracellular region
Molecular function (GO): co-receptor binding; receptor antagonist activity
Source: RefSeq, a predicted model, not a curated record
UGUACCGACUGUGUCUUUUUCGCCGACAUGAUGUACAAAUUCGCAUUGUUAGCUCUUUGUUUGGGACUGGUGAAUGGCGUGGUUUAUAAAAGGACAUCUCCGGACCCGCAGGACAUCAGUGAGACCCUCGCAGCAAGAGUGGCACAAGGUCAAGUCACUUUAAAUGAAAUGUUCAGGGAAGUUGAGAAACUGAUGGAGGAUACGCAGCAGAAACUGGAGGAGGCUGUUCAACAGAUGGACAACGAGACAGCCAGAUCCAUGUCAAAUGCACAUGGUCUACCGCUAAAUUACCACAACGAGACCAGCACAAUGGAAAUACUGGGAAACCAGACCAUUCACACAAUUGAAAAAAUUGACAAGGAAACAGACAAUGAAACAGGAGGGGUUUACUUCUCAAGAACCUGGAUCCAAACCAGCGGCCAGUGGAAUGAAGCAGAUCACGAGUGUUUGAUCGAUGAAGACUGUGGGAAAGACAGCUAUUGCUUUUAUGAAAUCCUAACGUCCAAAUGCAUGCCCUGCAAAGCUGGAAACAUGAUCUGCACUAAAGACGAGGAGUGUUGUGGAGAUCAGCUGUGUGUGUGGGGAAUGUGUGCCCAGAACAGAACCAAAGGACAGUCAGGCACAAUCUGCCAAUACCAGAGUGACUGCAGUCCACAGCACUGCUGUGCUUUCCAUAAAGCUCUGCUCUUCCCAGUGUGUCGGCCCAGGCCUCAGAAGCGGCAGCCAUGCCAAGGUCACCCUAACAUGCUGAUGGAGCUGUUGCUAUGGGAUGUGGAAGGGCCCCGGGAAAACUGUCCCUGUACUGCCGGUCUGCAGUGUCUGUCAGUCGGGAAAGAAUCUCUCUGCAUGGACGAGAAGAGUUCAGUGGGUGAGAACUGAUCCGUGGGGUUCUGAUAAGGACUAAAGCUGAUACUGUAAUCUUUCAUUUAAACCCCUGUGUCUCUCAUUAAAAAUAACCCAUAAAACAAAAAACAGCGGAUACAUGUCCAUAUCGAAUGUAAUGUCAUUUGAUGUACUGACAUGUAGUCAUUGGUAUUUUUGUUUGCAAAUAUUUACAAAUAAUCAUGAUUGACCUGGUCUCAGUAAAUACAUAAAAAAACAGAUACAACAAAAAAUGAAGACCCAAACAGAGCCUCUUUUGUAUUUAGAUUAUGAGGAACAUGACGGCAGAGUCAAAUAGUCUCUGGACUGUUUUUUUUUUUUUUCCAUUGGACUUUAAGCAGAUGAUUCUGACUUUGCCCUGAGAAAUGUGUCCCCCCUCUGCCUGCCAAAAAAAAAGCCCAGAUGCUCUCAAGCAUAUCCAAUAGGUGGCAGUGUUCUACAAAUUGUCAGUCCAUCUGUGUGGUGUGAACAGGAAGGGUACUUGGUUGUAUCUGUACGUAGCCAGUUUUUUAAUGAGGUGUUUUCUUGUUACUCUCCUUUUGUAUAAAC